Molecule: messenger RNA, 875 nt
Organism: Drosophila innubila
Lineage: Eukaryota; Metazoa; Arthropoda; Insecta; Diptera; Drosophilidae
Gene: UbcE2M
Product: nedd8-conjugating enzyme UbcE2M
Exons: 4
Coding region: 262-810 (182 amino acids)
Source: RefSeq, a predicted model, not a curated record
UCGAUAGUGGCAUCGAUUGUUUUUGGCAAUGAAUGACAGGCAGAGAAAUUGGAGCUGAAGAAGAAGCAGAUAGGCACUUGAAACAACUAAACCAAAUUUUAAGCAUUCAUUGACUCACAAAAUAAAAGCUGAAUCAAAAGCGAGCACGUAGCACAAACAAAAUUGUUAAACGCUUUUUGGAGUGGAAAUCGUAGACAACAACAACGACGCCAGCAAGCGCCAAGCAAAGGCAACAAUAAAAAAAGAAACAAAUAUAGCAAAAUGAUUAAACUUUUCUCGCUGAAGCAACAGAAAAAGGACGGUGACCAAUCGGCACGAGGGGGACAGCAAAAGAAGGCAUCAGCCGCCCAGCUGCGCAUACAGAAAGAUAUUAACGAACUGAAUCUGCCAAAGACUUGUGCAGUUGAGUUCCCCGACACCGAUGAUUUGCUCAACUUCAAAUUGAUCAUCUCCCCGGACGAGGGAUUCUACAGAGAUGGACGCUUCGUGUUUAAUUUCCGUGUUGGCUCCAAUUAUCCGCAUGAGCCGCCCAAAGUGAAAUGUGGCACGCAGGUUUAUCAUCCCAACAUCGAUCUGGAUGGCAACGUGUGCUUAAAUAUAUUGCGGGAGGAUUGGAAUCCUGUGCUGACCAUCAAUUCCGUUGUCUAUGGCUUGCAGUUUCUGUUCUUGGAGCCCAAUCCGGAGGAUCCACUCAAUAAGGAAGCUGCCGAUGUGCUGCAAAGCAACAAACGCCAAUUUGAAUACAACGUCAAGAAGGCGAUGCGUGGCGGUUGCGUUGGCGAUACGUACUUUGAAUGCUGCCUCAAGUGAUAUAGGAAAUCAAAAGUCUUUAAUUUAAGAAACGGCGUCUGCCUGCUGCCUGCCAACAUUAUUAA